This is a messenger RNA of Rubroshorea leprosula, 1045 nucleotides long. NCBI's taxonomy places the organism in Eukaryota, Viridiplantae, Streptophyta, Magnoliopsida, Malvales, Dipterocarpaceae. The record is from the annotation of a GenBank genome assembly.
CCUUCUUUGCUGAUUAUGCUGAAGCUCACUUGAAGCUCUCUGAGCUAGGGUUUGCUGAUGCAUAAACUGUUUGAAGCAGAAAGGGGUGAUGCCAGCUACCUUUUGCUCUUAUUAUCUCCGUUUUGUAAUUUGUGGCAGCCCACAGGCCACAGUUGUUGGUUAAUGAGAUGAGAUAUGUGGAGAUUUAGUUGGUUAUCAUCCUUUGGAUUUAAAUAAUUAAGAUUUCUUUGUAAUGGACUAGAUGUUUUGUUUCCUUGCACUGCUGAAUGUUUAUUUUAAGUGAAUGACGAUGAUAUUCGGAUCAACUUACUAUCUUAAAAACAAUCCUUCUCUGCUUGUGCUGCAAUCUUAAAUGCUUUGAGGCUGGCAAGUCUGUUAUACUUCAUAACGGGAAACCCGCAAAACUGUUAUAUGAGCUGGGCUGCUGGAGACAGAGCUGGGCUGCUGGACACGGAGCUAGGCUGCUGGAGAUGGAGUCGGGUUGCUGGAGACGGAGUUGGGCUGCUGGACACGGAGCUAGGCUGCUGGAGACGGAGUUGGGUUGCUGGAGACAGAGCUGGGUUGCUGGACACGAAGCUCGGCUGCUGGGGACGGAGCUUGGCUAUUGGAGAUGAAGCUCGGUUGCUGGAGACGGGUGAACGGAGCUCGGCUACUGGAGAUGAAGCUCGGUUGCUAGAGACGGGUGAAGAGAAACAAGAUGCAAGAUCUAGCCCUGCACCACCGGUUCACCAAGUCCAAGAUCUAGGGCGCCGACUCACAAAACAGGAAGGAGGAGGAGCAGCAGUUGCACACCCUGCACCACCGGUGAAGAGGGUCAGAUCGGAGGGCAAGGCUAUGUUCGCAAAGUAUGCUCGAUCUGAAAUUGCAUAUUUGUAGGGAAGGAUUAAAACUUAAAAGACCUUGACCAAAACGACGUUGUUUUGGGUAAGGAAAUCCUUUUUUUUUUUUGGGAGCAUGAAGUGUACUGACCGAAAUUUUGUGUACCGGCCGGUACAUGAAAUUUCGACCGGUAUACCGAAUUUUGACAUAAACGAUUAGAUUUUGA